Molecule: messenger RNA, 1167 nt
Organism: Cyprinodon variegatus (sheepshead minnow)
Lineage: Eukaryota; Metazoa; Chordata; Actinopteri; Cyprinodontiformes; Cyprinodontidae
Product: G-protein coupled receptor 20-like
Exons: 4
Coding region: 1-1167 (388 amino acids)
Biological process (GO): phospholipase C-activating G protein-coupled receptor signaling pathway; positive regulation of Rho protein signal transduction
Cellular component (GO): membrane
Molecular function (GO): G protein-coupled receptor activity
Source: RefSeq, a predicted model, not a curated record
AUGGAGCUCCUUCUCCCUAACAUUAGCUCCACCAGGAGCACCAGGGACCCUCUGCAUCCCCCCACUGCAUCCCAAACUAACUGUAGCAUCUUGGAUCCACAGUGGGGAGCGCUUUAUCUGCACAAGACAGCACACCUGGAUCUACAGCUGUACCAGGACUUCUACCCCUUCUGGGUCUUUCUGAUGGUCUCUAACUGUGUGAUGCUGGUGGUUGGUGUCCUCCUCAACAGUCUCGCUCUGUAUGUAUUUUGCGGGACCUCGACUCGUUCCUCGGCUUCUGUGGUUUACACCAUGAACCUGGCUGUCGCUGACCUGCUGGUGGCGCUGUCCCUGCCCGCCCGCAUCGCACUGUACCACAGUGGUGGCAGCUGUGUGGCCUGCUCCUACGUCCACACCUUCAGCUACUUUGUCAACAUGUACUGCAGCAUCUUGUUUUUGACCAGUAUCUGUGUUGACCGCUAUCUUGCUGUCGUCCACGCUGCCAGCACUCUGCAUCGAUGGAGGACAACUGGAGCAGCCAAGGGUGUCAGCGCCGCUGUGUGGUCCGUUGCAGUUGUGGUCACCUACUCCUUUCAGACCACGGCGUUGAAUUUCAGCUCAUCUUGUAUGAACCUCCCUACGCACUUCUACCUCACUGUUCUUGAGUUUCUCCUCCCCAUGCUGGCUGUGGUGGGAUUUACUCUCCGCGUCGCCUGUUUCCUCUCCUCCAGCCAUGGACUGAUGCCUCAGCGCAGCAGAGCCAGGAGGACUCGUGCCGUUAGGCUUCUGGCCACCGUCCUGGUGGUUUUCACCAUUUGCUUUACUCCGUUCCACCUCCGUCAAGUCCUGGUCUACUUCCAGGUAAAGCCCACAGGAGACGGUGAUGGGCAACUUGGGGCAGGACACGUGCUGGCCUAUCACAUCACAGUGAGCCUGAGCAGCCUCAACAGCUGCCUGGAUCCUGUGGUGUACUGCUUUGUGACAGACAGCUUCAGAAGGAUGUGGAGGAUGAGGAGGAGGAUGAGGAGAGGAAGAGAUGAGGAGGUCAAAGUUUCAAGCGGCAUAGAGGGAGAGCAGACUUCAGUCAAGAAAUGUUCGGGCACAGCCCUUGCGAUAGCUCAGAGCGUGGCUACGCUGACCCUCAGCCGCACGCUGAUCACUGCAGUCAACAUGGACCAAUCAGCUUAG